AUGCUACUUCACAAGAGAAAAAAAAUAACACAGCUCUUCCGCCGCCAUUUUAAAUCCAGCUCCAUACAACGCUCCGCCGCCGCUGCUGCCGCGACUCGGUCUGCGCUCCAGCACCUUCCGGCCGACCACUCCGCCGCUAUGGAAGACAUGAACGAGUACAGCAACAUAGAGGAAUUCGCAGAGGGAUCCAAGAUCAACGCGAGCAAGAACCAGCAGGAUGACGGUAAAAUGUUUAUUGGAGGCUUGAGCUGGGAUACAAGCAAGAAAGAUCUAACUGAAUAUUUGUCUCGAUUUGGGGAAGUUGUGGACUGCACGAUUAAAACAGAUCCUGUUACUGGAAGAUCACGAGGAUUUGGAUUUGUGCUUUUCAAGGAUGCUGCUAGUGUUGAAAAGGUUUUGGAACUGAAAGAACACAAACUGGAUGGCAAAUUGAUAGACCCUAAAAGGGCCAAAGCAUUAAAAGGGAAGGAACCCCCCAAAAAGGUUUUCGUGGGUGGAUUGAGCCCAGAUACUUCGGAGGAACAAAUUAAAGAAUAUUUUGGAGCCUUUGGAGAGAUUGAAAAUAUUGAACUUCCUAUGGAUACAAAAACAAAUGAAAGAAGAGGAUUUUGCUUUAUUACAUAUACAGACGAGGAGCCAGUAAAGAAAUUGUUAGAAAGCAGAUACCAUCAAAUUGGUUCUGGGAAGUGUGAAAUCAAAGUUGCACAACCUAAAGAGGUAUAUAGACAGCAACAGCAACAACAAAAGGGAGGAAGAGGUGCUGCAGCUGGUGGGCGAGGUGGUACCAGGGGUCGAGGCAGAGGUCAGGGCCAAAACUGGAACCAAGGAUUUAAUAACUAUUAUGAUCAAGGAUAUGGAAAUUACAAUAGUGCCUAUGGUGGUGAUCAAAACUAUAGUGGCUAUGGCGGCUAUGAUUAUACUGGGUAUAACUAUGGGAACUAUGGAUAUGGACAGGGAUAUGCAGACUACAGUGGCCAACAGAGCACUUAUGGCAAGGCAUCCCGAGGGGGUGGCAAUCACCAAAACAAUUACCAGCCGUAUUAAAGGGGACACUGCAGAAAACAGGAAGAGAUUGCUAAAGUAACCAUCUUGCAGGAGGACAUUGAAGAUUGGUCUUCUGUUGAUCUAAGAUGAUUAUUUUGUAAAAGACUUUCUAGUGUACAAGACACAAUAUGUGUCCAACUGUAUAUAGCCGCCAAUUAGUUUUCUUUGUUUUUACUUUGUCUUUUGCUAUCUGUGUUAUGACUGUGGAUUUGUGUUUAUACAGACUUUAUUUGUAUGAUUACAUGUUAAACCUCAAAUGCUUCCUUAUGUGA
Molecule: messenger RNA, 1316 nt
Organism: Capra hircus (goat)
Lineage: Eukaryota; Metazoa; Chordata; Mammalia; Artiodactyla; Bovidae
Product: heterogeneous nuclear ribonucleoprotein D-like
Exons: 2
Coding region: 1-1044 (347 amino acids)
Biological process (GO): regulation of gene expression
Cellular component (GO): nucleoplasm
Molecular function (GO): poly(G) binding; poly(A) binding
Source: RefSeq, a predicted model, not a curated record